Messenger RNA from Dissoconium aciculare CBS 342.82, 2781 nucleotides. RefSeq lists its product as uncharacterized. The annotation marks the transcript as partial. NCBI's taxonomy places the organism in Eukaryota, Fungi, Ascomycota, Dothideomycetes, Mycosphaerellales, Dissoconiaceae. The transcript has 3 exons. The record is from RefSeq and is a predicted model, not a curated record.
UCGGCGCAAAGGGCGCCUCGGAAGCGCAGUCAAGCUGAAAGUGACAAGAAAGCCAUGCUUGCCAAGGCUCUGCAGCAGGCAAAUACUGCUGUGCUCCUUGACAAUGCCCUAAAUUAUGAGGGCGCACUAGAGUCUUAUGGCGAUGCUUGUCAUCUCUUGCACCUGGUCAUGGAACGUACAUCAGGAGAAGAUGACAAGAGGAAGCUCGAGGAGAUCAGAUCAGCUUACAGCAACAGGAUUGAGGAGCUCGAGCAGCUCGUGGAUGCUCGCCCGGACACAGCGGAUGGAAAAGGCCUGCCGCCCCGACCAUCUUUCGCUGAUGGGGCAGCACAGAGUCCAACAAUAGGACAAGAUAGCUCAUCGCUUGCGAAUAUGAGAGAUGAUGCUGCCACUGGAUUAUUUUCAUCGGGAGUUGCAGCUCAGUCUCCGUCGCAAGGUGUUCGCAACUCGGGGGGCUCGGCCUCUGGAACUCUGGCACGUUCGGACAACCAUGGCUCGGUGCGUGCGCAGCCGUUGGUCGCGACGGGUGCGGGUAUGACAUCCAUGCCGUCAGCUGCGGACCGGCUGCCUGAAGGCCAGUUACAGACUGGAACGUCACAGACCACCGUCGCCCCUCGACUGCCGGCUUCAAACGCCGCCGCUAGGAGUCGAGCGAACAGUGAUGAGUCGACGUCAUGGCUGGACACUAUCGACGAGUCAGGCUCAUCUGCAUCAUCUGUGCAUUCUGUAUCCUCGGAGCGAGGGCUUCGAAGACGACACAUCCGAGGCACAAGUGGCAACACUGAUCCCGAUUUCGAUGCCGCUUUUGAUGCCGCUGUCGAAGCGGCAUACAAUGAAGGCUUCGAGCCUGAUUUAGAAGCUCGUCGAAGACGAGAAACGGCUUCUCGGCUGGAACAGCAGGCCAUUCACAGCGGUGGAAGUGACCAGACGCACGAAGCUGUGCCUUCCUAUAGUGAACAGAGCCCUGAACAGCGAGAUGUCGAAGAACCAGGACGAGUCCAUGACGGCGCAACAGAUGAAUACGGGCAGGGAUUCAAUUUUGAUCUCCAAUCAAGGUCUGCGGUACCUCGCCAAUCUGACUCCAGUGGGUAUUCGCGAAGCACUUGGCAGAGUUCACAGGCAUCUGAUCGGGCUACAGCUGCAACUUCCCUCUCUACAGUCGCGGAAGACGAAUUCUCCUCGCGUUUCCUGGUCAAUGGUGGAGUCGUUCGACCUGAUAGCACUGCGCUGCCCGCCGCAAACGGAACUCCAAGGAUAUCAUUGCCUGAACCUUCAGCUUCCGCUUCGGGUGUGAGGAAUCGUAGGUUAUCUGGGCAGAAUGCGAAACAACUCAAGAUUGAAACAUCCAAUCGGCUAGAGCUGAGGAAGAGAGCUUCUACGUUCCAUCAUCCAGGAAGUCCUUUUCUUGAGGAGGAUGAGUUUCAGGCGAUGCCCGAGCAAGCAUCUCAGCUCGGCGAUACGUUGCAGCCAGGGUCCUUGGACCCUAGAUAUGAGCACGCUCCACAAACAUCACCCUUUGAAGUGCGUUCUGCCGGAAGCGAUAUGAGCAGAACGAUGCUCACUCCAGCCAUCGAGUACUCGCAUGUCUACGACAGUCCUCAACAUUCGAUUCCAGAGAGACCCACAUUGAUCAGGAAGAAUAUGUCCUCAGCGAGUCUCAAGGAACACACCGGUCACACGCUCCUUUUGGCGUCUCCGGACACUGACUCGCAUCCCAUCAUCACACCUAUGAGUUCAACUUUCGCCCCGUACGUUGGAGCCAGGCGGCAACCCAAUCCCAUGACUUCCCAACGUGCCACCUUGCCGUCCUUCGGACCAAGCUUCGACGGACAACACAAUGGUGGAAUGUACUUAUUUGACACGACAUUGUCAACAACGCCAAAAUCAUCCAACCAAGUGCUCCACCCUCCUGCCCUUGAGCCGUGUCCCGAAUCAUUCCUCCUCCGGCCGUUUUGGUUGAUGCGAAACCUUGCCACGAGCAUGACACAUGUUCGCGGCGGCUUUGUUACGACCAAGCUCUUCGUCGCGCGCGAGGUGUGGCAGACCCAGGGUGUCAAGCUGAAGCUCGUUGAAGACAAGGUGGCUAACUGUGACUUGCUGACGGCGGCGCUUGGCCGACUUGCUGGCGUUGAUACCUAUGACGCGGACGCCAUCCUGGUUGAAUUGCAGAGCUUCGAAGAAGUGUUGGAGCGCGUACAACCGGUGCUCGCCAAGAAGCUCGGCAACGACGUUGGCCUCCAUGGUGCUGCGGCUUCUUUCAAGGAUGCCGCGCCCAUGCCCGCGAAUUCUGAGGGCGGUGCAUCUGGCGUCGAACACACUACUGACAAGGCUCACAAGAGCAAUUCGGGUAAGGGCUUCGUCUCGUCGUGGCGUAAGCUCCGCAACAAGAGCUCAGGCACUCCGCUCAACAGCGGUGCGAGCAAAGUUAAGUCACCCGCAGAGCGAGAUCAGCACAAUGUUCCCUCCGUUCCGAUGACUAGUUUCGUCCCCGUCGAUAUCCGCGGGCAGAAGCGCGAAUCACGAAACGUCAUUUUCGAGGGCGCGAAUAAGGAAUACGUCAACUCCCUUGCUCGACUGUUCGAGGGCGCGCAAGUCCUUGAUCAAAUCGCCCGACAAGUCGAAGACCCAGGCCUCAGACACUCCUCACAAACCCACGUGGGUCUGGAGAUGGGCAUUCGCCACGCGGCCGAAUUCUUCAGUUUCUACAUAUGCCGCUUCGUCCUGGCCGACCUCGGUUUGCUGCUGGACAAACGUCUCAAACGCGGCUCCGAAUAUGUUCUC